Molecule: messenger RNA, 2160 nt
Organism: Ananas comosus (pineapple)
Lineage: Eukaryota; Viridiplantae; Streptophyta; Magnoliopsida; Poales; Bromeliaceae
Exons: 14
Coding region: 568-1956 (462 amino acids)
Biological process (GO): double-strand break repair
Cellular component (GO): site of double-strand break; nucleus
Source: RefSeq, a predicted model, not a curated record
UUAGCUCGCAGUUUAGCACAAGGAGCUUAUGCUGCUGAUGUAGAGGUUAAUGUAUUCACAUGACAGACAACAUGUCCACCAUCUAAGUUUGCGAGCUUCUUCUCUCAUGCGAUCUAUAAUCAGGACUACUCAUGAUUAGUGAAGCUAUUAUUUGAUCAAUGAAUUGCGAAGUCUGAAAUGUUCUAUAAGUUAUCUUGAAAGACAAGGCUUGAUGGCCAAGCCAAGAGAGUGUAAAGCGGUCUAUUUAUCCUUGAAUUAAGCUUGAGGAAAAACGAUUGCGAAGAUAACACAGAUCCAUCUAUUAUAAGUGGUAUCCAAAUACAUGUUUCCAGAGGAUGAUAAGAUGGAAACAUUUAAUGGUAGCUGCCGGCUAACACAGUGCAAACCCAAGUGCCAACAUGAUUUUUGCGCAAUAGGGGAGCAAGGCAAAUAUGCUAUCAAGGCAACUAAAAUUGUUGCAUCCAGUUUUUGAAGAGGUUAUCAAUUCUCUGUUUUGACCAAAAUUGAUGACUAACGGCUUGGAGUUGUCAGCUUUGAUAAGGUUAUAGGAAAUUUCUACUGUGAGACAUGGCGUGCUCCAAAAGAUGGAGUGUGACCUACACCAAACACAUGAAGCAGAAGAGAAAAAUUUAUCAGGAUGGGGUACUUGAACUCAAUGCUUCAGGUGACAAGGUUAUGCUGUAUGAUGAGAGUGAGAAACUCAUUGACGGCAAAUUUUUAAGAAAAGAUGAUGUGGUUGAGUGUGGUGGAUCUCUGACCUUGGAAGCUUAUCUUGUUGACAUUGGGGAUCCUAUUGGAGACCAAAAGGAAUUUGCAGAUAUGGAUACAAGACAUAGAGAUAAGCAGCACGGAAGUUCUCAAACACUGGGAGAGAAGGAAAACAACAAAAGCUUGUUGCAACGAAAAACACCAGAAUCAAAGGGACGAUGCAAAACUGUCGAGAGCAAAGCAACAAAAUGUAAAAGUAGACCACCGCAGAAUUAUUCAAAGACCAAUUCAAGCUGCAUCAAUGAGUGGAAUGUCCUAUACACCACCCAAUUAACUCAAAAGGCAAAGAAGUAUCAUGAUGGGAUCUUGCGACUUGUACAAAGUGGUUCACUUACCAAACAGCUCUUGCAUUUGCAGAUCCUUUUGUUAAAAGAAGAUGGUACAAUACUUAGCAACAAGUACCUUAACUCCAUAGACUCUGUGGAAAGUGGGAGUAAAUACGAAUUACCCAAUUAUCUCGUUGAAAUUUGUGAGCCACGAAUUCUUCAGGAAGAUAUCAAGAAUGGUCCCUCACAAGUUGCUAGCCCUUGCAUCUCAAGGAACACGAAGAUCAAAAAGAAAGGGCGUUUAGAACAAGGCGCAACUUUAGGCAGCCCAGAGAUUGACAAGCUUACAAGUAGUAAGAAUGAUACUACAUUACGUGAUGCUUCUCAGAUUCUUUCCAUCCUUAAGAAGCCAUUGCCGAAAGUGGAGUGUGGCAAGAGGAAGCUACCAGUUGCAAAUGCUCUUUCAGCGAUACCUUCAGACAUCACUAUGAGAGACAUUGAAAGUCAGAAUAAGGCGAAUUUCAAUCUCUCUGGAAAAAUUGCAGAUGUGGCAACUCCAAGUGGCACUGAGGAUGAUGGGCUAUUUCCAGCUUAUGGUCAUUCAACUUCUGUUGAUCAGUAUUCUCGGCAAAUGGAACCAGAAGCUUUGAGAUCGAAAAGAGUUACAGGCUCCGCUGACAAAGUCUGUUUAGGUGCAACAGCCUCCGCCAGCUUAGAAGCACCUCUUGUUUGUUCAAGCAAUGAUGAAAAUGCUGACCAGAUUUCUAAGGAUAACCAACGAGAAGGGAAAUGGGACGGAGUCGGCUCCUCCGAUGCAUCAGCAGCAACAGAUGCGACAAGCGAGAAUUUUCAGUUUCAAAACUCACCUAAUAAGUGUCUUACUGUGGAUGAUGAUUGUCCUACAUUUGACUUGGGUUUCUGAAGUCUUAAAAGCAAGUGUUUUUUUUAACUAUUUUCACAAGGUUAUGAUGGGGUACCAAACUCGUUACGAUCCGGUUAUCGUCCUUGUUGAUUACUUUUCAGGCAUUUGGUAGUGAAAAGGAGUUUGUGGUCCCUGUUAGUUUGUCAAAAUAUCCGGGAUGUUUAUCACGGGAACAGUAAUAAAUACAUGAGAAUUGAAGUUGAA